GUUGAGGACGCGCUCUUUAGAGUGCCCCGGCACGUAUUAGAAACGUCGUCGGAAGUCUUCCGCGACAUGUUCCUUCUUCCCGUUGGAGUAGGUUCGGCGGAAGGAAAGACAGACAGACAUCCUGUAGUCCUUGAAGGUGUAUCGAGUCAUACGUUCAAGCUCCUGUUGAAAGUAUUGCUGAAGUUCUCGUAUUCUAUGGAUGCAUGGACGGCAGUAUUGAAGCUUAGCGAUCAGUGGGGCAUGAGCAGCGUUCGCAAGUUCGUGUUGAGGAACUUGAACUCAAAAGAGUCAAUGCUGGGUCCACUGGAGAAGGCAGGCUUAGCUCUGGAACUCGACAUUAAGAGGUGGCUCGUCCCAUCGCUUGAGGCAUUGGCAAGAAGGGAAGAGCCGCUGUCGAGGGUGGAAGUGGAAAGACUUGGGAUAGAGGCCGUGUUGAAACUAGCUGAGGUCCGGGAAAGCCUCAUUGCUCGUAAGUAUGGCGGAGUUGCUGUCGGGAAGAGAGAAGCCAAAAAUCUAAACUUUAGGGAGAAAAUCAGGGAAGUGUUCAGACAGGAACUGACCGAGUAG
This is a messenger RNA of Coniophora puteana RWD-64-598 SS2, 567 nucleotides long. RefSeq lists its product as uncharacterized. The record is from RefSeq and is a predicted model, not a curated record. NCBI's taxonomy places the organism in Eukaryota, Fungi, Basidiomycota, Agaricomycetes, Boletales, Coniophoraceae. Gene Ontology annotation, molecular function: protein binding. The transcript has 2 exons. The annotation marks the transcript as partial.